This is a messenger RNA of Phragmites australis (common reed), 1784 nucleotides long. Its product is annotated as protein disulfide-isomerase SCO2. The record is from RefSeq and is a predicted model, not a curated record. Lineage: Eukaryota; Viridiplantae; Streptophyta; Magnoliopsida; Poales; Poaceae. The coding region runs from base 128 to 724 and encodes 198 amino acids. The transcript has 3 exons.
UGCUAUAUUACUAUUAUCUCCUCCCUCGCGCUCAUCGCCCACUUGACCCGUCUCUUCUCGCCACCACUCCCGCCUCGUCGCCGGCGAUGACCGCCGUUUCAGAGUGGCAAACCCCACCCCAGUCUCCAUGACUCCCGCGAACCCCGGCCCACUCCUCUCGUCUCGCCCCCUCCCGCCCACCCACCGGCGCCCCCACCCGCCGGCGGCCGCCAACACCACCGGCGCCCCCUCGUCGCCGGACUGGUUCCGCCCCCGCCGCCCUCUCGACGCAGAACCCUCCACCUCCGGCGGCCGCGUCGCGGCGCGCGACCCUGGCGUGCGCGUCGAGGCCAAAGAGGGCGCCGAUGGGAAGAAGGAGGGAAGAAGGAGGAGGUUUUGGGAGCGGUGGUCCGGGGACAAGGAGAGCUACCUGGUCGAUGACGUGGAGCCGCUCCCGCUCCCCAUGACCGUUCCGGGGACCGAGCCGAUGUCGCGGGAGGAGCUCGACCGCCGCCUUAGCUGCGACGUGGAGAUCGAGGAUUGCAAGCCUGUGUCGUACGAAUGGACGGGUAAGUGCCGGAGCUGCCAGGGGACGGGGCUGGUGAGCUACUUCAGGAAGAAGGGGAAGGAGACCAUCUGCAAGUGCGUGCCAUGCGCGGGCAUCGGAAUGAUGACAGAUUUAUCGAUGUCACAGGAGUACAUUACAGCAAACUUUAUAGAUUUAUUGAUUAUCAAGACAAUUUGAUCAUGACAAAGCAUGUUAUGCUUAAUUUCUGCGCCAUGGACAGGAUAGUCCUUCAUCUCUGAUACCCACGGAUGUAUGAACAAUACAUUUGAAACUGAAUUAAGCAUGUCAAUUACAAGCAGGAUGACAGUAUGGGCCUGUUUGGCACAGCUCUAGAUCCGAGAUCCAUGCUGGAUCUGGAGUUUGUAUAAUAAAAUAAAGUGGUUUAAACAUUUAUUUUUUCUUGGAUUUCUUAACCAAAUGACUUAACCAAAUAUGCUCAAUCCAUCCACAGUUCCAAAUCCUGGAUUUCUUGGAGCUGAGCUCCAAAAAAUCCAAGAUCUGGAUCCCUGCCAAACACCCCCUAUGUGUUAAUUUUCUAAAGACGGUAAGUGGGCAGCAGAUUUCGGGUGUACUGUAUAAACUACAAACAAUUUUACAGUUAUAUAGCUCAAGACAUGUUGCACAGGAACAAUGGCAGAACUCUCCUGUUAACUCAGACCAGCUAGAUCGCUAGAUUAUUUGAUCUAAUCAUGUCAUGUAUAACUUUCACUGUUUUGCAUGUUCCAGUUGAUUUUUAGCGAUAAUAGCUGAAAAGGUCAAUAUCCUAUGCAAAUAGGUGUUUAGGUGCAACCUAGUGAAAAUAAACCAUAAACCCUUCAAUUUCGGAGCAAUGGAUAACAUUGAACGAAUACUGCCCUAUUCACAGAAAAUUUGCCCUUGCCUUCCCCAUGGGGACUAUUCCAAAUCCUUGUCUCAUGACUCCAUCCCCAAGUUCAUGUCAUCGCUAUGGAUUCAAGAUAAUCAUAUCCGUGGGAUGUGCUUGUCUAUUUGAACCGCCCUGACGGUACACUACAUCCAUGCUUGAUUCCCACCACUGAACCACAAGAUCUACGUCCAAAGCGGCGUUAGUGGCUGUAGCCUCUUUCACCGUGGCGCUGAAUCCUAAUUGACCUUUUGGUCAUGUCCUACUCCUAUGUCCUCAGCAGACUAGGCGCUCUCAAUUCAUUAUCCAUUACUCCUAAACCUUACUAGAAAUAAUUUGCAAGUUACUAGAUUCAAAUAUCAGUAUUUGACCCAU